Molecule: messenger RNA, 12716 nt
Organism: Podarcis lilfordi (Lilford's wall lizard)
Lineage: Eukaryota; Metazoa; Chordata; Lepidosauria; Squamata; Lacertidae
Source: the annotation of a GenBank genome assembly
ACCGGAUGUCAGCUGCAUGCAAGCCGCUUCCUCUGCUGGCCCCGCCCGGAGAGGCGAUUUCCAAAUGUUGCUUCUUGGCAGGCGCCGGAGGAGCAGGAAGAGUUGGCUGGGCUUGCAGGAGGGGGAAGGCUCGGAGGGCAACCGUUGCCUGCGGGGCGCCUGGGCCACGGAAGGGGAGGAAAAGGCACAAGGUGACUCGGAGGGAAAGGGGAGGAGGAAAAUGGAUUUGCACCUUCGCCCCGCUGAGUUUUAAGGCUGGACGGGAAUUGGCUCUAGGCAGCUACUCUGGUUAAUAAGGCGCCCUGGACCUGCAAGAUCUCAGAAAAUGUGCGUUUCAGUGGCUUCAGUAGCUUGCAGUUGAGCUCAGUUACAGCUAUUCCUGCAUUCAUAGAAUCAUAGUAUUGCAGAGUUGGAAAGGGACCCCCGGGGGCCAUCUAGUCCAACCCCCGGCAAUGCAGGAAACUCAGCGAAAACAUCCAGAACAGAUGGCCACCCAACCCCCUGGAUUGCAGGUGGUUGGACUAUGAUUCUGAAGGAGGGCUGAGUGGUUGUGGGGCUGGCUGGGAGGGAGGGAGAGAGUUUGAGUUGCUGCCAACUUGGAGGGCUUAAAGGUAAAGGGACCCCUGACCAUUAGGUCCAGUCGUGGCCGACUCUGGGGUUGCGGCGCUCAUCUCGUUUUAUUGGCCGAGGGAGCUGGCGUACAGCUUCUGGGUCAUGUGGCCAGCAUGACUAAGCCGCUUCUGGCGAACCAGAGCAGCGCACGGAAACGCCGUUCGCCUUCCCGCCGGAGCGGUACCUAUUUAUCUACUUGCACCUUGACAUGCUUUCGAACUGCUAGGUUGGCAGGAGCAGGGACCGAGCAACAGGAGCUCACCCCGUCGCGGGGAUUCGAACCGCCGACCUUCUGAUCGGCAAGCCCUAGGCUCUGUGGUUUAACUCACAGCGCCACCCGUGUCCCCUUGGAGGGUUUACAAAGUGGCUUAGGACAAUUCAUGGAGGAGAGCUCUGUCAAUGGCUACCAGCCAGGAUGGCUGUGUCUUGCACCCAUGGUCAGUGCUUCUGGAAACCGCAGGAAGGGAGAGGCCUCUUGUGCUCAGAUCCUGCUUGCAUCCGGUCAGCCACUGUGAGAACAGGAUGCUGGACUCGAUGGGCCCCUGGCCUGAUCCAGAUUCAGGGCUCUUCUUAUGUUUCCAUAAGGGGCAGCAAGGCAGAAAGGAUGGAUGGGGACUCUGAAUGCUGGCAAUCCCAACUGGGGAGAAUAUAAUAUUUUACGUUCCUGUUACUUCUGCUGCUUUGAAUGCGUAGCUUAUAUUUGGAUUCCUUCUGUCAUGUUUUUGGAUUGCGGUGGCGCUGUGGGUUAAAUCACAGAGCUUAGGACUUGCCGAUCAGAAGGUCGGCGGUUUGAAUCCCCGCAACGGGGUGAGCUCCCGUUGCUCGGUCCCUGCUCCUGCCAACCUAGCAGUUCGAAAGCACGUCUAAGUGCAAGUAGAUAAAUAGGUACCACUCCGGCGGGAAGGUAAACGGCGUUCCUGUGCACUGCUCUGGUUCGCCAGAAGUGGCUUAGUCAUGCUAGUCACAUGACCUUGAAGCUGUACGCCAGCUCCCUCGGCCAGUAAAGCGAGAUGAGCGCCGCAACCCCAGAGUCAGCCACGACUGGACCUAAUGGUCAGGAGUCCCUUUACCUUUUCCUUUACCUGAUCAUAGAAUCACAGAGUUGGAAGGGACCCAGAAGGUCCUCUAGCCCAACCCUCUGCAGUGCAUGUUGCCUGAUGCGGGGCUCGAACCCACAACCUGGAUAUGAAGAGUCUCAUGCUCUACCAACGAUCCCGACUGAUAUUUUGAGAUUCUCUCCCCCCCCUUUAAGAAUAUAAAGCGGUAUAGAAAUGAAAUAACAAUGAUAUAGCGCUUUUGUGCUCAGGUCCUGCUUAUGAGUUUCAGCAGAAAGUUCACCUGGCGCCAGGCAAAAAUGUUCCUCUUCAACGAGGCCUUUGGCUGAUUCGUGUUCUAUAGCCUUUGAAAUGUGUUUGUGAGAAGGGAGGGAGUUUUUGUUUUGAACUAUAUACUUGUGUUUUUAUCUCGUAUUUUCAUCCUGUGAACAGUCCUGCCAGUCUGUGAUGAAGGGUGGUAUUUAAAUCUAACAGAUAAAUAAAUAAAAAGUUAAAAGUUGCUCAGGAUGUUGGACUGAUCUUGUACAGUGGUACCUCAGGUUACAUAUGCUUCAGGUUACAGACUCCGCUAACCCAGAAAUAGUACCUCGGGUUAAGAACUUUGCUUCAGGAUAAGAACAGAAAUCGUGCUCCGGCGGCACAGCGGCAGCGGGAGGACCCAUUAGCUAAAGUGGUGCUUCAGGUUAAGAACAGUUUCAGGUGAAGAACGGACCUCAAGAACAAAUUAAGUUCUUAACCCGAGGCACUAUUUCAAAGCAUCGGGUUACAGAUGCUUCAGGUUGCGUUUUUUUGGGUUACGGACCGCCGAAACCCGGAAGUACCGGAACGGGUUACUUCCGGGUUUUGGUGGUUGCGCAUGCGCUGAAGCGCUAAAUCGCAACCCGCGCAUGCACAGAUGCGCCACUGCGGGUUGUGAACACUGCAGGUUGCGAAUGUGCAUCCCGCACAGAUCACGUUUGCAACCCGAGCAGCCACUGUAAAAGGCAAAAGAUUUAUACGAUCUGAGGUGAAACCAGAGUAUCCGAGCAGCCACUGUAGUUGGUUUGGAAGACGUUAAUCAGGCAUCCGCACAACAUGACCUGUCCAACAAAGCUGAUGUUGAAGAAUCAUUUCUUCGACACGGGUGAUCUUUGUUUCUUCCCGUACACUGGCAUUAGUUCGACUGUCUUCCCAAGUGAUGUGCAAAAUUUUUCCAAGGAGUUGGAGUUGGCGUUGACGUUGAUAACUCUCUCUUCCCUCUCUGCUCCCCUCCAGGAACAACCCUGCCCCACCACUGGCAGAUCUCCUUUCUUCCCUCUCGUCACCCAUUGAAUCCCCGAAGAUCUGCACUCUGGAGAAAGGCCUUGUGGGAUAGCCCGGGGGUUCCGAGAGAGACCUGCAGGACCAAAAUGUCUCUCUUUGCUGUGAAUGCGUUGGGAGGAGGUGUCUCUGAACCGUGGAAGGACAUGGCAGGGUUGGAGCUGAAGGGCGCGGAGGUUGGCAUCUGGGUCCCGGCUGCUGCCGAGCCGAGAGAGCACUUGGGGAUAAAAACAGAAGACCCAGAUCCAUCAGAGGUGACAGACCAAUUGGGAGAUGGGCAGGAUGGGGCCCCCCACGUCGUUCAGGCUGGGAGUAUCGGGGAAUUCCUGCCGGGGUCCACAGAACCGCCUGUCGCGCUGAACUCAAAGGAGGACUUGUUGCAGUGCUGGGAGGCCCAGUGGCAGGAGUUCCUGAGGAAACUGGAGCCUCCUAGCCCAGAACGGGGGACCCCCCAGUCACCGGAAGAGCCCAGUGUCUGGGAUGACGCUAAGUCCUUCCUGGGCUCCUUCGAGCAAGUGGCCGAAGCCUGCCGCUGGCCGCGUGAGGAGUGGGUGGCCCGGCUCCUGCCAGCCCUCAGCGGCGAUGCGCAGCAGACUUUCGUCAAGCUGGAGUCUCGCGACUGGAAGAACUACCAGAAGGUGAAGGCUGCCAUCUUGCGAGCCGCAGCCCUGAGGACGGAGAAACAGAGGCAGCGCUUCCGGCGCUUCUGCUACCAGGAGGCUGGCGGCCCCCGAGAGGCUUACAGCCGGCUCCAGGAGUGCUGCCGGCAGUGGCUGAAGGCCGAGAAGACGACCAAGGAGCAGAUCCUGGAGCUGCUGGUCCUGGAACAGUUCCUGGCCAUCCUGCCGCCCGAAGUCCAGGGCUGGGUGAAGGAGCGGGGCCCUGAGACCUGCGCCCAGGCCGUGAUCCUGGCUGAGUUUUUCCUCCAGAGGAAGGAACAGUUGGAGUGGGGGCCAUGCCGAGCAAGGGAGGUUGGUUUGUGCCUCGUAAGAGCAGGGCAUUGUGGCGAUCGCACAGGGUCCCUGGAUGUUUCACCUUCUACUGAUCCCUGUGCCACCACUUUAUUUCUCACUGCUGCCACCGAGGCCCUACCUGGUACAAUACUGAGUCCAGUCAGGGUUAAGUUGGAACAUAAACUUCUGUUUAUUUAUUGCAGUUUAAGGAAGGGACGCGGGUGGCGCUGUGGGUUAAACCACAGAGCUUAGGACUUGCCGAUCAGAAGGUCGGCGGUUUGAAUCCCCGCAACGGGGUGAGCUCCCAUUGCUCAGUCCCUGCUCCUGCCCACCUAGCAGUUCGAAAGCACGUCAAAGUGCAAAUAGAUAAAUAGGUACCGCUCUGGCGGGACGGUAAACUGCGUUUCCGUGCGCUGCUCUGGUUCGCCGGAAGCAGCUUAGUCACGCCGGCCACAUGACCCAGAGUAUGCCGGUUCCCUCGGCCAAUAAAGCGAGAUGAGCGCCACAACCCCAGAGUCGGUCACGACUGGACCUAAUGGUCAGGAGUCCCUUUACCUAACAAGUGUGUGGUUUCAUAAACUGUCUCAGUCAAUUACAGACAUACCUCGGGAUGAAUACGCUUCGGGUUAGGCAAAUUUGGGUUGCACUCAGUGGUGACCCAGAAGUAACGGAGCUCGUUACUUCCGGGUUUCGCCGCGCGUGCAUGCGCAAACCGUCAAAAUGACGUCAUGCACAGAAGCGCUGAAACGUGACCCGCGCACAUGCAGAUGCAUGGACACGGGUUACAUUCGCUUCGGGAUGCGAACGGGGCUCCGGAACGGAUCCCGUUCGCAUCCCAAGGUACCACUGUACAAUCAUGGGAUACCUAUCCAGACCUAUAACUUCCGCUACCUGCUCUCAUUCACUAAACCACCUCUCAGUUUUUUACUAGCUCCUAACUGUUCCUGACUCAGCUUAUUUUGCUACGCUAACUCAACCUACCCACAGACUCUAUCCCAAUUCACUCCCACUCCAACCAACCACCCAACUCCCAACAAACUCCUCUCUUCGCCCCUCCCAGAGCUGGUUUUAUAGUCCCUCUGACUCCACCCACUGGGUUCUGAUUGGGUAACCUGUUUAACUAUUUCACCUCCAGCACUCUCAUAUGUUAACGUCACAGGCAUGUGGCGUGGUGGAAAGGACCAGUGGUAUUUUCGUUUGAGGGCAGCUGGGAAGGUGGCUUCGUGGGAGGGGGCGUGGAUCACCCUGUGGCAGGGGGUGUCCUUCUGUAUGCUUGUUGGACUCUGGCUCUCAUUAGCCCCAGGCAGUGUGGCUGACAGUGGAGGAUGAUGGGAGUUGGAGUCCGACAGCAUCUCAGGGGUCACGGCAAGUUCACCAGGAGAUCAAUGCCACGCAGGUAAACAGAAGAAACUGACAAAGACUGGGUCAAGACUAUUGGCCCAGGAAAUCAUAGGAUUAUUGUUGUCGUUUAGUCGUGUCCGACUCUUCGUGACCCCAUGGUCCAGAGCACGCCAGGCACUCCUGUCUUCCACUGCCUCCCGCAGUUUGGUCAGACAUGUUUGUAGCUUCGAGAGCACUGUCCAACCAUCUCGUCCUCUGUUGUCCCCUUCUCCUUGUGCCCUCCAUCUUUCCCAGCAUCAGGGUCUUUUCCAGGGAGUCUUCUCUUCUCAUGAGGUGGCCUCAGCUCAGGAUCUGUCCUUCUAGUGAGCACUCAGGGCUGAUUUCCUUAUAGGAUUAUAGAGUUGUAGAUUAAUGUUCAUCUUCUCCUUCUAGCAAAGGAAGGUGGGUGAAUCUCAUCAAAUCUCAGAGGGGGCCAUCGAUGUCAGCACUUGGGAAAGAUGGAGGCUCCUUCCCCACAAAUGGGGGCACAAAAAAAGAGCCUUUGCUCUUGCCGUCAUGCGGCAGCCAGACUGGUGACCAGGAGUGACCACCGAUACCACAUAACCGAUACCAGGUCUUUAAAGACCUACAUUGGCUCCCAGUACGUUUCUGAGCACAAUUCAAAGUGUUGGUGCUGACCUUUAAAGCCCUCAAUGGCCUCGGUCCUGUAUACCUGAAGGAGCAUCUCCACCCCCAUCGUUCAGCCUGGACGUUGAGGUCCAGCGCUGAGGGGCUUCUGGCAGUUCCCUCCCUGCGAAUAGUGAGGAUACAGGGAACCAGACAGAGGGCCUUCUUGGUGGUGGUGCCCACCCUGUGGAACGCCCUCCCACCAGAUGUCAAGGAAAUAAAGAACUACCUGACUUUUAGAAGACAUCUGAAGGCAGCCCUGUUUGGGGAAAUUUUUAAUGUUUGAUGUUUUAUUGUGUUUUUAAUAUUUUGUUGGGAGGCGCCCAGAAUGGCUGAGGAAACCCAGCCAGAUGGGCAGGAUAUAAAUAAAUUAUCAUCAUCAUCAUCUCUUCUCAAAUCCGAAUUUCCUUCCUCUUGAGGAACCAGUUCAUUUUAUCCCUUAGAAUGCUAAACAGUAGGAUGACCAGCCUCUCUGAAUUUCUCUCAAAAAAGGAGGCGAAAGGAGGAAAUGUGCUCUCUGCACCCAGAACAUAGCAACAUCUGAGGGGAAUCGUAGAAUUGUAGGGCUGGAAGGGACCACAAGGGUCAUUUAGUCUGACCACAUGCGGUGUAGGAGUCUCAACAAGCAUCCAUGGCAGAAAUCUAACCUUGAUCAAACAUGGCAGGUGGCCAUCCGACCUCUGCUUAAAAACCUCCAAGGAAGGAGAUUAUGUGAGCGUACGCACAAAAGCAGCCACCUGGGCACAGGUGCAGAAACAAAUGAGUGCAAAAGGUUCCCUACCCAAUGUGCCAGUAUUGAGCUGUUUAGCAUCUCUGGCGUUUUCCCUCCUCCCCUGCUCAGUGUUCUUCAACCUGAAGUCCCCAGGUGUAAGUGGACUACAAAGCCCAUCAUCCACUGUUCAGCCCAGCAGUCAAGGACGAUGGUAUUUGUAGUCCAACCACAUCUGGGGACUCGUGGCUGAAGAACACUGUGCCCGGUGACCCUUUUUUAUUUUAAACAAGAGAAGCCGGGGAUUGAACCUGUGGCAUUCUGCUUGCCCAGCUGAUCUCAAGGGCUCUUCUAAUCUCAUCCCCUUCCUGCUCAAGCCUGAAGGGCCUCUUUGCUGUCAUUUCAGCCACCAUUUGUGGACCCGUCUGUGAGCUCCCCAGUUGCAGACUCUAGGCCGGGGCAGCUGUGUCGCGAAGUCAAGCGAGAGGAAGAGGAGGAGGAAGAUGCUGUCAAUGUGACCUCACACGGUAAGCAAUGGUCUUCAUUUCUGGGAUGCUGCAAAUCUCCUGGAGAGCCCUCAGUGGUUCCUUUCUUUAUUUGUCAACUCCGCACGACUUCCUCUCCUCUCCUGGUCUGACAGAGAAGGGGAAAUGGGGGUUCUUGCAGCUUUUUCCUGUUUUGCAAGGCUCGUUGAAUUACCACCUUUGGGACAGCUUCCGGUUCAUGUGGCCAGCAUGACUAAGCCGCUUCUGGCGAACCAGAGCAGCGCAUGGAAACACCAUUUAUCUUCCCAGGGAUUGUGAGUGCAAUCUCAGUUGGAUGUUAUCGGUGCAAUCCUGCACCGACUAGGGACCUUUACCCCAGCAAAUGGUGCUGCAGCAUUGCACCUUUUCACCAGCACUUCUGCAGCUGGUGGGAUCAUUCCUGCAUUGCAGGGGGUCAGACUAGAUGGCCCUUGGGGUCCCUUCCAAAUCCACACUUCUAGGGUUAUUAUUCCCAGGGAUCGUGACUGCAACAACCCUGAUUUCUCCCUCGCUUUUCUUCGUACGUUUAUUUUUUAUUUACUUUUCUUCCUGUUUCCUUAUUUGCUACAUGUCACUGAACUGUGGUUUUAAUCAAAUAAAAAGAACUUUUUAAAAACAAAAAACAAAAAACACCAACAUAUAUCCACCCCGGAUAUUUAAAUAUCAGUUGUAAUUUGAGAACAUGGUGCAUCUUACUCUCUCUCUUAUUCUCAUCUUAUUCUCUCUCUUUCUCCUUUUUCGAGCAGGUAGAAGGAAGAGGAGACUAAGCUUGGAGGGCAGAGAGACCCCAGAGCAGUCGGCGGCUGUGGGGCAAUACGAGGCCUCGAGGUGGAGGGAAGAGGACGACAUCUCUCAGCCUCGCUACAGUCAUCAUGGAGGCGAGACUUGGCUGAGGCCUGACUUCCAGCAGGAACUUGACAGAGGGGAGACGCUGGAGGAAUCUGUGCCUCACAGGAGAAGCAGGCUGAGAGAGAGCCAGGAGAGAGGUCAGGAGACAUUUUCAAGUCCAUCAGUAGCAGAAUAUCCUUUUUUGUGAGCAGGAGGUUCCCAGUUUGAUCCCAGGCAUUGCCAGUUAUUUCUUACACAGUGGUAAAGGUAAAGGGACCCGUGACCAUUAGGUCCAGUUGUGGCCGACUCUGGGGUUGCGGCGCUCAUCUCGCUUUACUGGCCGAGGGAGCCGGUGUACAGCUUCCGGGUCAUGUGGCCAGCAGGACUAAGCCGCUUGUGGCGAACCAGAGCAGCGCACGGAAACGGCGUUUACCUUCCUGCCGGAGCGGUACCUAUUUAUCUACUUGCACUUUGACGUGCUUUUGAACUGCUAGGUUGGCAGGAGCAGAGACCAAACAACAGGAGCUCACCCCUCAGCGCUGGAUCUCUGUGUCCGGGCUGAGCGAUGGGGGUGGAGACGCUCCUUCAGGUUUACUGGGCUUAGGCCGUUUAGGACUUUAAAGGUCAGCACCAACACUUUGAAUUGUGCUCAGAAACGUACUGGGAGCCAAUGCAGAUCUCUCAGGACUGGUGUUAUGUGGUCCCAACAGCCACUCCCAGUCACCAGUCUAGCUGCCACAUUCUGGAUUAAUUGCAGUUUCCGGGUCACCUUCAAAGAUAGCCCCACGUAGAGCGCAUUGCAGUAGUCCAAGCAAGAAAUAUUUAUUUGCGAUUAUUACUUUGUAAAAAUAAAAUGUAAAAAAUGUAAAUAAAUGUAUAAAAUAUAGGAGAAGAAGAAGAAGAUAGACACUGGUUGUCCAUCUACUACUGGGGAAAAAAUAUAUGUGGGGAAUAUUGUGCCCCUUUUCCUGAUUAUAUUGUGUCCUGUUUUCUAAUGCCCCUGCCACACUGUGUUAUAGGGCUCCACCAUUGCAUUAACAAGGAUAUGGACAGCCCGGGUGGGUGGGAAGCUUUAAGCAUGCUGAGAAGGCAUGGAAUGGAGUAUCCCCAAGAGGGGCUCUCCACACACGGCGACGUUUUGCAUCUGUUUAAUAGCCAUCCAGGUUCACGCAGGCAGGAAUCUCUUCCCUUCUUCCUCUCAACAGGUUACGGAGCAGAAAACGAGUGUGGGAGGAGGAGCCAACUGUGGGAAGGUCCUGCACUAGUGGAACAUUCCGGAAAGGGGCCGAGAGAGCCGGCUUCCGAGAGUGAGGACCAGGAGGUCGAUGAGCAGCUGCUCCGGCGGAAGAGGCGGAGGAGGAACCGCUGGGUGGGCCAGGUGUGCACGGACAAACCUCAGCGCCAGCAGAGCACGGAGGCGGUCAACGGAAACCUUUCCGCCAUGCACCUCAGGCCAGCCUUUUGCUUGCUGGACGUCAUGGAAGGGGACCUUCCUGAACCAGGGACCCCAAAGAAGCGGCGGCGGAAGCCCAACUGGAACAUGGAGGAGAAGACGCUGCUGUACAAGCUGGUGGUGGCGAACAAGGAGGCGGCGCUGGGCCUCGUCCCCGGGAGCAGGGCGGCCGCACGGCAGGCGGCAUUCUUUGUGGCCGCAGGCAAGAGGGUGUCUGCGCUGGGCUACUACGAGAGGUCAGGCCUUGCCACCCGCAAGAGGUGGAAUGACACAUAUGGGAACCUCCGGAAGAGGGUCAGGGCCUACCGGCGGCAGGGCCUGCCGUUCGACAAAGCGGUGGAGAAAGCUGUGAGGCCUGAAGAGGCGGUCAUCCGCCCGCUGCUCUACCGGAAGCGGGUCAAGGCCGCCGGAUCGGGUGUUGCGAACCGUGAAUGUCUGCCACACAGUGGUGAGUUGGAAGAGGGUGCUGUCGUGCUUUUAACUUUUUAGUAUUUUUAUCGUCUGGCUUUAUGUUUUAGUUGCUGCAACUAUAUCUAUCUAUCUUUAUAUGAUAUAUUAAAUUACAUUUUAUAUACACAUAGCAGCGUAAUAUAUAAAAGCUCCUGGACUUCACUCCUCCCCUUUGUGGGUCUUAUUGUUAAUCCUUUCCAUCUGCCUCUUUUAUAAUACAGCCGUAGCUUGGUUCUCAAAUUUAAUCCAUUCCGGGAGUCCAUCUGACUCCCGGAACUGCUCGGAAACAAAGGCGCAGCUUCCGAUUGGCUGCAGGAGCUUCCUGCACUCAAUCAGAAGUCGUGUAAGCCACGUCAGAUGUUUGGCUUCCGAAAAUUGUUCAAAAACCAGAACACAGUGUUAUCUCCCCCUCCUGCUGCAACCAGCUCCCAUCCUCCCUGUUCUCCCAGAACCAGAAGAGGCAUGAAAAGGGCAGAGGAGGGGUUGGCUGUCCGCAGGUGCAGUCUCAGAUUGCUUGGGGAAACCCCUGGAGAAGAGGAGACAUAGCCAGCUGAGGGAAGGCAGGGACCAGCUUCAUGAGAGCAACACCUGAGUUGCUGCGCUCUGUAGGCCUGACACUCCUGUGCGGAUCCUGUUUUGCUAAUAAAGAGUUGUUGUUCUUUAAUUUUAUUUGUACUUUUCAGAUAUAUACAUUUCACUGAUUUUACAUUCAUUUUGACAUUUUAAAACUUGACUUCCUUCCCCCCCCUUUCUGUGGUUCCUUAAAUUUACUUUUAAUAUCUUCUGCAUAUCCAAAUUAACUUAUUUAUUUAUCUUCUUUAUAUAUAUACGGUAGCUGCAGGUUAUUACAGUUAUCCUGCCAGUGUUUUUAUCUGUUUACAAUUUAUCUGUACAUAUUCAACAAACCAUUUCCAUUCUUUAAUAAAAAGUUUAUCUGGAUUUCUUAUUCUUCCGGUAAGUUUUGCCAUUUCUGCAUAUUCCGUAAGUUUUUGUAUCCAUUCUUCCUUUGCUGGGACUUCUUUCCAUUUUUCGGCAAGUAACAUUCUUACCGCUGUAGUCACAUACAUGAAUAACUUUCUAUACAUUUUAGGUAGUUCUAUCCCUAUAAUUAAAGCUACCAACACGAGUUUGACCAUACUGCGGGAGACAGUGGAAGACAGGAGUGCCUGGCGUACUCUGGUCCAGGGGGUCACAAAGAGUCGGACACGACUAAACAACAACAAUCCCUAUAAUUCCCAAAAGAAAAGUUUCUGGUUUUUUUUACAAACAUUAUUUUAAAUAUCCUUUUCAUUUCAUUGUACAGUGGUACCCCGGGUUAAGAACUUAAUUCAUUCUGGAGGUCCGUUCUUAACCUGAAACUGUUCUUAACCUGAAGCACCACUUUAGCUAAUGGGGCCUCCCGCUGCUGCCGCACAAUUUCUGUUCUCAUCCUGAAGCAAAGUUCUUAACCCGAGGUACUAUUUCUGGGUUAGCGGAGUCUGUAACCUGAAGCGUCUGUAACCCAAGGUACCACUGUAUAUCAUUCCCCAGUAAGCCUUAACCUAGUAACAAGACCACCACAUAUGAUAAAAAGAACCUUGCUAAUAAAGAGUUAAGUCUCGCUUGCUGGGUGUGAUUUACUGCAGGUUGGCUCCUGCAAAGACUUUGUGCAUCUUUACAAUCUGAGGCAGGAUGGGUGUGUAGCUUGGCCCCCACCUAACCAGGCCCUCCUCUUUCAUUCCAGCCUUGCCAGAGGACCCCACAGACUCGGAGGACGACUCCACGCCCCCCACCUCAGACGGAGAACACUCGCCAGCUACAAAGGGGCCGCUGGGGGCUUCGUCAGGAGCCGGCCUUCGUCUUAGAGGCAGCUUGCCGGCACAGCCACAUUCUCCAGCCGCCCAGGAGGAAAUAGCAGUGGCAUGGAAAGAUGAACGCUCAGCAGGCGUCCAGCGGGUGACUGAAGUGUCCGGCAACAGCUGCCGUUGGGAAGACCGGGGCCGGAUAGGGACCUUCAGCAGUCGGCUGACCCUGUGACAAAUUUUGGGUGCUCCUAGCUUGCUGUUCUCCAAGGAAAUCUCAGUUGGAUGUUUUCGGUGCAAUCCUGCCACCGAGUUAACUGGACGCAGCAGAGGCUAGGGACCUUUACCCCAGCAAACGGUGCUGCAGCAUUGCACCUUUUCAGCAGCACUUCUGCGGCUGGUGGGAUCAUUCCUGCAUUGCAGGGGGUCAGACUAGAUGGCCCUUGGGGUCCCUUCCAAAUUCACACUUCUAGGGUUAUAAUUCCCAGGGACUGUGAAUGCAACAACCCUGAUUUCUCCCUCCUCGUUUUUUCUUCAUAUGUUUAAUUUUUAUUUACUUUUCUUCCUGUUUCCUUAUUUGCUACAUGUCACUGAACUGGUGGUUUCAAUCAAAUAAAAAUAACUUUUAAAAAAACAAAACAUAUAGCACUGCCACCUUGGAUAUUUAAAUAUCCGUUGUAAUUUGAGAAAAUGUGCAUGGAGCGAACUAUCUAACACCCAACAGGAAUUAAGGAAGGAAAUGAAUUGGUUUUAAAUCUCUCGCGUAAGAAUAAAUGUAAUUUAACCAAGUUUGUUGGUUUUUUAACAGGCUUCUGUUUGUUUUGUGUUCAGUGAAAUGUUCCUAUUUUGUCAGUUUAGAUUUUCAGGGGUUGUAAUCCUAUGGAAUAGAUUCUUCACGGACUUUAUCUACUUGGCUGUAACAGAUCCUUUUCUAUACUUCUUAAAUCUUUUUAUAUAUAUAUAUAAAGAAAAGUUGAAAAAGAAAUAGAGUUGGGUCUCAUUAGCAGACAGGCGUCUCACUCAGCUGUUUUAAGGUAGACUUUCC